AUGUGUGUGAAUAGUGUGGAUUUGUCUUUUGUGAAUCUCCUUGGCUAUAAAAGGAGACCUCUUGUAAUAUUUCAAGUCAUAAGCAAUAAGAAUAAAAACCAUCUUGUGUGCUUAAGAACAAAAUGUUCUAACUCUCUUUUCUUUCUCCCUAAAAGCUUUAGUUAUUGUAUUCAUGUCAUAAUUCCCCAUAUAGAUGCAAGUAUGCUCUACACCUGCCUCAACACGAGGAUCUUGUGUAUCAGAAAACAUCUGACCAUCGAUCCAUACUACGGUCCUCACUAUUAUGGAAUGUCAGUUUUAAUUGUUAGUCUAUGUUAUGCCUAUGGUUGGCUGUUUAAUGACGAUACAGUUAAGACUGGUUUCAUAGUAUGUGAGGCUCCCGGACAGUGUGGUAUAAGAGCCUCGACAGAAAGAAGGGGUGCAUAUGGCAUGAAUAUAAUAAAUAUAGUAAGUAAGGGGGAAAAAUAUUUAACCAUGGCACUAUCACAACAAAACACUCAUCCUAUUACCACCACCUCUUCCCUAUCACUUCCUAAACUCUGUAAAAAGACCGAUACCCAUAAAAUAGAAAACCUUGUUGGGUAUUCUUAUGUUCCAGAAGAUGCUCAAAUUUCCGAAACAGUACCUCCCCUUUUAAGCCCUUAUAAUAUCUUCAAAAAACAAAGAACAAUUACCAGAUCCAUCAGAAACCUAAUCUCUACCAAUCGCCCUCAGAUGAAAGAAUACGUCCAGUCAUCUCGACUAGACCAAUGUAGUUUGAGAGCAACAAACCAAGAGCAGUAUGUGGAUUUAGAGAUUCCUCAGAGUCUCAUAAAUCACUGGAAAUCUGAAGGAUACACAGCUUUACAUUUUGGAGCAGUUAGACUCAUCCUCUCUCUCCAUGGAAGGAAAAAUCAGCCUGUCUUCUGCAAAAUAGCUCUCCUGGAUUCGAGCUAUCUCCAUUAUGAAAAUGUUGUCAUAGGGACUGUUCUGACCUCACUUCAUGCGGGAAGCGUUGUUCUUACUGUUUUUCCAAAUUAUAAUGUAAGCCUCAACGACAGCACCCUAUCUACAAGACUAAAGGUCCAAGUCCAAAUCACUGGAUCUGACCAAGUUCCAGAGGCCAUGUCUGCUACUCUCCAUCACCAAAUAAUCUAUCGUCUACAAAAUCAUUCGAUAGAUUUGCCUCUCACGGGAUGUUCUUCUGAUUCUCUGUUAGUAGUUACUAAUAGAGAAGAAGAUAUACCCUCUAUUGUUCAGAUUCCAAGAAAGAUCACGAGGGAAGAACUAACUCAGUUAGUUCCUCUUGAGUGGAUAACAAACUAUGAAAAAAUCCAUCAAGAUAGAAGACAAAUACAAUCUCAAGAGGCCACCUUUAGAAGAUCUGUUGACAAAACGGUCAAAACAAUUUUCAAAAAAACAGAUGAAGGACCGAGUUCAAUUCCUCCUAUUUUCCAGACCAUGAUGAUCCGACCGAUUCUCAAAGAAGAUUGGUGCCCAAUUCAUGCUGUAACUAGUAAAGGAGAACCUAUCUACACUGACAAGAUAAAUGGUCAUUUUAUUUGGGACGUAGAUCCCAAUAAAUGUGAUCCAGGAUGUGAAUGUUGGAUGCAUGAUAAUGAUUAUGACAGAGAUAUUAUCCUUCCAAAAAGGAAAAACAACGGGGCGUGCAAACCAUCUCCCCCUCCACAAAGAAGAUAUGAUCCCGAUAACGGUCCAUGGGUAGGUAUCCAUGAUAAAAAGAAACCUCUUCCUAUUUAUGAGGAAGCUCUCAAGAUCCUCAGGAAAGAAAAACUGUUGCCACCAAAUGAUCCUACUCUGGUUACGUGGUCACCGUCAGACCACUGCAAAGUUUUGGACCCUCCAAAAAAUGUGGAGUUAAUCCCUUGCUUUAUGUACUCAACUACCGCACCAGAAUAUAGCCAACAAUUUCCCGCUCUAGAAAGGAAGAUGGACCCAAUCACUGGUAGAACAUCCAAACCCUUCAUUCAUCCUAAUGAAGUACAACCCGAUGGAAAACUCAAACCUUUAACUCAGGCUGAAGAAGUUCUAAACUGGCAAUCAGAAAACAUGAUUUCUCAAAAUGAUAUCCUCCAAAAUCUCGACAAAAAAGUGGACAAGAUUGCUGAGAGAAUAGACGAGACAGAUGAUUAUCUAAAGGUUCUAUCACAGAAAAUGCAGAAGCAUUACAGAAGCUUAAAGGCCCAGGUGUCUCAGCUGGAUCGUGAUUUGCGACAGAUGUUAGAAGAGAGAACUUUUGGCAAAAAUUUUGACCAAAAGGAAAGAGAAAUCAGAAACCUACAAGGCCAAGUAAAAGAAAUAGAUGAUUUCUUAAGAGCUUCACACGAAAGAAAGCCCAAGCCUGUUGAAAACCUUUUCCUUGACCCUCCUACUUUCCCUACAUAUUUCAAACGACCAGAAAGACCUUCUCCCUUCUUCCCUACCUAUGUUACUUCACCACCAGAUCAGAAUCUCAGGAUUUUCCUGAAACACCUCCUCCAAAAUUCCAAAAAAGAAGAAGAAAUUCCUGAUAAAGGUUUCCAAGCCAUGGCAAUCACUGGAAAUUGUGAAUUUCCCCAGAAAAGUUACUCUCUUGCUGAAUCAUCGGCACAAAAAGAAGACGAGUCCUCCUCGGAUGAUGAAAAAGACUCCUGUCAAGAAACGUCUAGUGAUGAAACACCAAGAUCCUUUUCAUCAGAAUCACAAUCUGAAGUAAACUACAUCCCAAGACUCUUCAUGGCAAAUAUAAAAGAGGAAGAUUCAUUUUUUGAAGAAUCUCCUGAAGAAACUCUAGUCCCUGAAAGGACUAAACCAAAUGGUGGUCCUUGGUUCACAUUUGAUGAUAUACCGCCUAGUCGUUGGAGAAAGAGACUACUUGAAUUCGGAGCAUGGCUUGAUACCCAAAUGAUGAAAACAAAUGCAGAUAGCUAUAAGGUCAUUGAAGAAUUUUGCUGUAGAAUGACAGGCACGAUGAAGGAAUGGUAUCACAAUCUUGGGGCUUUCAAACAAGAUGAGUUACACCGUUUAGAAAGCACAGCCAAUAUCCUUGGUGUACUCCACCAGGAGUUUAUCGGAGAUAUGGAUAUGUUCGAUAGAAAAAAUAGGCAGGAAUUCUUUGAGAUGAAGUGUUGUUCCCUAAAAACAAAAGACCUCGACAAACACUAUCACAGGAUGGCACAAAGGUUUUAUCUCCUCAAUGGGUACAACGAUCCUAGUCUCAAGAAUACUUAUGUAUCAUCUCUACCACAUGAACUCCAGCAAGAAAUCCAUAGGAUGGUAGCAACAGCUAAAAAGGAUAUUGCAACAAUGAGUCUUGGCCAGAUUCAUCAGGCGACGUUGGAAGCACUUGAAAAGCUUUGUAGUUUUCAUCAUCAAUUUCAAGAAGUUAUACAGCAAAAGUCAAAGUUCACCAAGGCCUGCAAAAAACCUUAUCUGGAGAUUAAGUGUAAAGACAAAAAGUGCAGUUGUGAAACAAAAAACAAACAUCAUCAUCAAAAAUACUCCAAAUCUCAUAAGAACUUUAAAGGAAAGAAAAAGAAGACCAUGAAGUUCUUUAAAAGAAAAUCUUUCAGAGGAAAGGGGAAAAACCGGAGAUGCUUUAUUUGUGGGAAAAAGGGGCACUUUUCCAAGGAAUGUCCUAAUAAUACCCACAAAGCCUCAAAACUGAUCAACUCUCUUCAAUCCUAUUACCACCACCUCUUCCCUAUCACUUCCUAA
Molecule: messenger RNA, 3696 nt
Organism: Vicia faba (fava bean)
Lineage: Eukaryota; Viridiplantae; Streptophyta; Magnoliopsida; Fabales; Fabaceae
Source: the annotation of a GenBank genome assembly